This is a messenger RNA of Coffea arabica (coffee), 1252 nucleotides long. The record is from RefSeq and is a predicted model, not a curated record. Lineage: Eukaryota; Viridiplantae; Streptophyta; Magnoliopsida; Gentianales; Rubiaceae.
GGGGGGGGGGAAGAUGGAGGAUAAAAGGAAUCUUUCAUUAACUUAAGAGGUACAUGGUGUUGAAUAUUUCUGUGAAUCAUCUUUUUUUUGUUCAGGGCUCCAACUAGGAAGGGUACAACAUGUUUGUAUUAGGGAAGGCAAAGCAUUCAGUGUUAAUGUGAAAAAUACAAACAUUGUCUUCCAAGAUUAUAGUCAUAAUUGCAUUGAUGUCAAUAAUAAUACAGCAGCAACACAAUAGCCCAGGGUCCCCUCUCGGCUUGGAAGUACUCAUAAUAUAUACACCUUUUGUAGGCAUUUUAGCAAGCACAUUGAGGGCUGUGGGCUGAGGAUUGUCAAUGGAUCACUACGGAGGAAAUUGGUCAAUGAUCUCAAACGUCCAGACUCUCAGCAGCAGCAGCAACCCUUCUACUCCCUCCUCCACUCAGGAUCAACACCACCUCUUCCUCCAACAACAGCCACCGCUGUAUCAGCAGCAACAACAGCAGCAGCAACAUUGUUUUUCCCAGCAGCAGCAGCAGCACCAGUCACUUGCAUCUCAUUUCCAUCUUCUACACCUAGUGGAAAACUUAGCAGAUGCUAUAGAGAAUGGAACUCGAGAUCAGCAUUCAGAUGCACUAGUUACCGAAUUGAACAGCCAAUUUGACAAGUGUCAACAGCUGCUAAACUCAAUUUCGGGUUCAAUCAACUCCAGAUCCAUGACAGUCGAGGGACAAAAGCAUAAACUAGAGGAAACUGAACAGUUAUUGAAUCAGCGAAGGGAUCUUAUUUCCAAGUAUACAAACUCUGUUGAAGAGCUUAUCAACUCUGAACUAUAACUACUGGGACGCUAAAUUGGAAUGAAUUUCUUGUUAGAAGUGGAGGCGCACGUGUUGCAAGAUCACUUUGUAUAUUUCAGGUUUCUGGUGGAAAAGAGCACAGAGGAGGAAUGAGCAGCGGGGAUAUUACGUUAUUAGAUUUGACUAUAGUGGGCUAAGAUAGAAUUUGGCACCCUACUUUGCAUUUGUUAACCCAGAGAUAUGAGGGCCAAUUUCGAUUUUCACUGUGCAAAGGUUGAGAAGGUUGCAAGAGCAUUUUUAUCUGAUUGAUACGAUCUUGGGUGUUGAUACAAGUAGAAUGAAGAUGAUCUAAGUUGUUUACGAAAGUUUUGGAGAAAAGAAAAUUCUGUUUAGGAUUUCAAGUUUCUCUUCAUUUGAGUAUUCUUUCUAUUUAAUUUUUCUGAUCCUCCACUCAUAAUAUCAAGAAGUUGAUGUAA